AUGGACCGUCCAAGCAAGGGCACCUUUCGCUUCGUCGAGCGGGAGUUCCCCGCCGUGACUUGGUACAAGGAUCCUGGGCUGAGAAAGACCUACAUCUGCUUGAUGAUGGUUGUACUGACCUCCGCUUCCAAUGGUUUCGAUGGUAGCAUGGUCAAUGGGCUCCAGUCCCUGACACCAUGGCAAGAAUAUUUCAACCAUCCCAAGGGCGCGCAUCUUGGUCUUUUCUCCGCCAUCAUGGCCGUUGGUAGCAUCUUGUCCCUCCCAAUCACGCCAUACAUUGCCGAUGGCUUUGGGAGACGCUGGGGAAUCAUCAUCGGAUGCAGUAUCGGCCUCGUCGGUGUUGCACUCCAGGGCGCCUGUACCAAGUUUCAAAUGUUUCUGGCUGCACGUUUCCUCAUUGGUUUCGGUACUUCGAUCGCCCACGGCUCCUCUCCUCUCCUGAUCACCGAGCUUGCCCACCCUCAGCACCGGGCCAUUUUCGCCACCAUAUACAACACCACGUGGUAUAUCGGAGCGAUCAUUGCCGCCUGGACAACAUACGGAACCAACCAGAUGUCGAACAAUUGGUCGUGGCGUAUCCCUUCGAUUCUUCAAGGCGUUGCACCGGUCAUCCAGCUGUCCUUUAUCUAUUUUGUUCCCGAGUCUCCACGCUUCCUCGUCGCGAAAGGCCAAUCCGAAAAAGCUCAUAGCGUUCUGGCCAAAGUGCAUGCCAACGGAAAUCUCGAUGACGAAGUCGUCUUGCUGGAAAUCGAAGAGAUCCGGACCACCAUCAAGCUGGAGCAGGAGUACGAAAGCAAUGGCUGGUUGCAACUCUUCAAGACUGUUGGCAUGCGUCGCAGGCUACUGAUCCUUCUCACACUUGGUCUGUUCUCGCAAUGGUCCGGCAAUGGUCUGGCUUCGUACUACCUCAACUUGGUCUUGAACGAUAUUGGCAUCACGAAUUCAAACACACAGCUGCUCAUCAAUGGCGGCAUACAAAUCAUGAACUUAGCAGUCGCUCUGGGUCAGUGCUUCGUGGUCGAUCGAGUCGGUCGAAGGACGCUCUUCUUGAUCUCCACGACCGGUAUGCUGGUCUCUUUCACAGUCUGGACUGCCUGCGCCGGUCACUUCGCCAGGACUGGAAUUCAGGCAUCUGGUAAUGCUGUCGUUGCCAUGAUCUUCCUAUACUACGUUUGUUACAAUCUUGCAUGGAGCGGCAUGCUCGUAAGCUACGCGGCAGAGAUUUUGCCCUACCAUAUCCGUGCAAAGGGCUUGACUCUGAUGUUCUUCGCCGUCAACCUGGCCCUAUUCUUCAACCAAUACGUCAAUCCAGUUGCAUUGAAAGACAUCGGAUGGAAGUACUACAUCGUAUACUGCGUCUGGCUUGCUGUCGAACUUGCCGUGGUGUACUUCUUCUACAUCGAGACCCGCUACACUCCAUUGGAAGAGAUUGCCAAGUACUUCGAUGGUGACGCAGCCUUGCUCGGUGGUGCCGCUGGUACUAGCAAAGGCAACAUGUUGGCCGCUAAGUUGGACGGCGCGGACGGAGAUGAGAAGAGGCCAUAUGAGGUGGAACACAAGGAGCUGUAGAAGCGGUACGUGGAGUAUAUAUGACAGCGUCAGUACAAGAAUGUUGCGCUGCCUGAAUGACGAGCUUAUCUGAAUGAUCCACUAUAUACCGAGCCGCGGUGAAGUGUCAAGGACAAGUUAAAGAAAUCUCAAUGUCCAUCGCUAUUUGGCGUGCAGUCCCCAGCGAAAGCUCUCAGGGGAAGCCAACCCCGACUUCACUUCACUUCGCAAAUUCGUCUCGUCCGAACUCAACAUCAACAAACACACCACCACAACAACAAUCCAUCAUCGCCAGUCCAUCUCCAUCAAUCAACAUCUUAUCACCACGAACAAUUCCC
This is a messenger RNA of Zymoseptoria tritici IPO323, 1886 nucleotides long. RefSeq lists its product as uncharacterized. Gene Ontology annotation, molecular function: carbohydrate:proton symporter activity. Gene Ontology annotation, cellular component: membrane. The transcript is spliced from 5 exons. The record is from RefSeq and is a predicted model, not a curated record. Gene Ontology annotation, biological process: carbohydrate transport; transmembrane transport. NCBI's taxonomy places the organism in Eukaryota, Fungi, Ascomycota, Dothideomycetes, Mycosphaerellales, Mycosphaerellaceae. Bases 1 to 1569 code for a protein of 522 amino acids.